Messenger RNA from Caenorhabditis briggsae, 438 nucleotides. Bases 1 to 438 code for a protein of 145 amino acids. Gene Ontology annotation, biological process: circadian rhythm. The record is from RefSeq and is a predicted model, not a curated record. The transcript has 3 exons. NCBI's taxonomy places the organism in Eukaryota, Metazoa, Nematoda, Chromadorea, Rhabditida, Rhabditidae.
AUGUGUGCAAUUUCCAAGUGCGCUUUUCUCGCUGUCCUGUCUUGCCUUUUGGCGGUCGACUGUGCUUCUGUAGGACCGAUGCCAGCACUGAAUCACUUUCAAGACAUUCCCCAAGAACUUCAUCACAUAAAGACUAAGCAUCGAGUCAAGCGUACCUACAUCGAUGACAUGGACUGUGCUCCACAAGAAUUCGAAAUGGUGCACACGAUCAUGGACCGAAUUUGUCACCUGUGCCACGAACUCCACUCACACUUUGCUCCAAACACCCGUGUCGAGUGCCGUAAUAACUGUUUCCGUAACGAGCGAUUCCAGUCAUGCAUGAAGAUUUUCUCAGCCAAGAAGCCAGUUCAGUCUGUCGAGCCAACAGCCCCAGUUCCACUGUACAGCGAAGACGUGCAAACGCUGGAUGACAUCAAGGAGAGACGGCGACGAAUCUGA